UCCCCGCACCCCCACGCGCGCGAUCCAGGCGGAGGUGCCCCGACCCGGGUUGCAAGGACGGCACGCUCCAGCCGGAGGCGUGCCGGGACGUGAUCCCAACGCCGCUGUUCCAGCGGUGGGGCGCCGCGCUCUGCGACAUGGCGCUCGAGGGGCUCAAGUUCUACUGCCCCUUCAACGACUGCUCGACGCUGCUGGUCGACAACCACCAGGACGGGGACGCGGUGAUAAGGGACGUGGAGUGCCCCCACUGCUCCCGCAUGUUCUGCGCCCAGUUCAAGGUGCCGUGGCACGACGGCGUCGACUGCACCGAGUUCCAGCGGCUCGGCAAGGACGAGCGUGGGCGGGAGGACCUGCUGCUGAGGAAGGUCGCGCAGGAGAGCAAGUGGCGGAGAUGCGCCAAGUGCAAGAUGUACGUCGAGAGGGUGGAAGGCUGUGUGUACAUUGUCUGCAGGUGCGGCCACCACUUCUGCUACCUCUGCGGCUCUGCGAUGGCGAAGGGCAACCAUCGUUGCAGCAAAUGCAAGCGUACGUGGUGAUUGGUGAAUGGUCUGCAGAUGCCCGGCGCUACUUCAGGGAAGCAAGUUCAUCAUGUCAGUACUAUUGGGUUAAAAACUGGACAAUGCUCUACUAGGGUAUUACUACUGAUUCAGUUAGCAUUGAUUAGCUCGUGCAGCUCUGAUGCCAUUACUAAUUUUAGUUGACAUCAGAAGUGGCAACUAUAUGAGCUCCAUUAGUAAACAUCACUAGAGUGUUGCCCUGGGGAUUAUUCCUGAUAAAGGAGCUGGCCAGUUUCUCAGUAAGGAAUUAAUAGGCUCUAUAGCUUAGAGGCCUACUGGAUGUCAUGCAAACACUGUGCAUGUGGGCGACGGAAACUUUUUACUAUUAUUAAUCUCUGCUACUUAACUUCUUAACCCGUCUACAUGCUAGUACUUAACUUCUUUUUUUGCGAGAACACACUAUUUGUGACCGGUAUUGAGAGAUUUUGGUGGUUUCUUUGAGUACAUUUAACUUGGAGUUCUCCAGUACUCCUAGAUUUGCUACUCAAACAAAUUUUGAGUACUUGCACUGGAAUGGAGUGAAAUACUCCUGGUACUUGCAUAGGUUUAAAAAUGAUAGGCUCUUAUGAAAUGGUGUGAAAUUUUGAUUCUGUUUGGGUUUGUACCUUUUGCCUACCACACCUAUGCAUAUCAUUUGUUUUAUCUGUAUUGCUUACAAGAUGAUGAUAAGAUUUAUCAUAUGUGCAAUUUCAGAUCUGAGUCGCAACUCAUUUAGUGGUAUGCUCACAUCCGUUGAGUGCUUGGAGCAAGGAGAAAGCUCGAAAUGCGAAUCAUAAGUCGAAAUCGUGUGCCUAUAAAAUCCUUAUGUGUCUUUGAAUUGUUUUUUAGUAGUCAUCUUUGUUACUCUUUCUGUUCAGAGAAAAAAAUAGAUGAUGCCUACAGCAGGUCGCUUUGUCAUUAGCACCUCUCCUUUGCUUGGUAGCUCCAGUCCAAUUUUUCUGCACCCUGAUAUCUGUUUCGAUGUUGUCUGUUAUCGGCAUUUUUAUUUGUAGAAACCUGGUUGAUGUAAGAAGUUACAAGUAGUCCAGUACUUAUAUUUAUGUAUGUCCGUACAUGUGAACUCAUCCCUUCUAUAUACAUAUGUUUCAAAAUCA
Triticum aestivum (bread wheat) is the source of this 1651-nucleotide messenger RNA. RefSeq names its product probable E3 ubiquitin-protein ligase RNF144A-B. Bases 138 to 536 code for a protein of 132 amino acids. The transcript is spliced from 2 exons. The record is from RefSeq and is a predicted model, not a curated record. Lineage: Eukaryota; Viridiplantae; Streptophyta; Magnoliopsida; Poales; Poaceae. Gene Ontology annotation, molecular function: zinc ion binding; ubiquitin-protein transferase activity. Gene Ontology annotation, biological process: protein ubiquitination.